This is a messenger RNA of Saimiri boliviensis boliviensis (Bolivian squirrel monkey), 3062 nucleotides long. The record is from RefSeq and is a predicted model, not a curated record. Lineage: Eukaryota; Metazoa; Chordata; Mammalia; Primates; Cebidae.
AAGCUGAGCCCUUAAAGGGCAAUGCUGUGCGUGUGCCACAGUGCACAAUGGCAUCUCGUGCCAGCUGAGCUGGGGCGUGUGGGCCCGGGGAAUGGACCAAGCUGCACAACCUCUAAGGCUUGGCUCCAGCUCAGCCUGUGAAAGCCUGUGAAGGAAUCACCUCUCUGGUCCCCACCUCUGCCCCUGAGUGCUAGACCCAGGGAGGAAGACACCCCAUGGACCAUUCAGACGCCCCCUGCUCCAGCGCCGGGCUGCGCUUCGCCGUGGCCCGCGAGCUGCUCCAGGCCGCGCUGGAGGACCUGAGCCAGGAGCAGCUGAAGCGCUUCCGCCACAAGCUGCGCGACGCGGGCUCGGAUGGACGCAGCAUCCCGUGGGGGCGGCUGGAGCGCGCGGACGCGAUGGACCUCGCGGAGCAGCUGGCCCAGUUCUACGGCCCGGAGCCCGCGCUGGAGGUGACCUGCAAGACGCUGAAGAGGGCGGACGCGCGCGACGUGGCUGCGCAGCUCCAGGAGCAACGGCUGCGGCGGCUCGGCCUCGGCCCCGCGGCGCAGCUCUCCGUGUCCGAGUACAAGAAGAAGUACCGGGAGCACGUUCUGCAGCGGCACGCGCGGGUGAAGGAGAGGAACGCCCGCUCCGUGAAGAUCACCAAGCGCUUCACCAAGCUGCUCAUCGCGCCCGAGAGCGCCGCCCCGUUGGAGGAGGCGCUGGGGCCCGCGGAGGAGCCGGAGCCGCAGCGCGCGCGGCGCUCGGACACCCACACGUUCAACCGCCUCUUCCGCGGCGACGAGGAGGGCCGGCGGCCGCUGACCGUGGUGCUGCAGGGCCCGGCGGGCAUCGGCAAGACCAUGGCGGCCAAGAAGAUCCUGUACGACUGGGCGGCGGGCAAGCUCUACCAGGCCCAGGUGGACUUCGCCUUCUUCCUGCCCUGCGGCGAGCUGCUGGAGCGGCCGGGCGCGCGCAGCCUGGCCGACCUGAUCCUGGACCAGUGCCCCGACCGCGGCGCGCCGGUGCAGCGGAUGCUGGCGCAGCCGGAGCGGCUGCUCUUCAUCCUGGACGGCGCUGACGAGCUGCCGGCGCUGGGGGGCCCCGAGGCCGCGCCCUGCACGGACCCCUUCGAAGCGGCGAGCGGCGCGCGGGUGCUGGGCGGGCUGCUGAACAAGGCGCUGCUGCCCUCGGCCCUCCUGCUGGUGACCACGCGGGCCGCCGACCCCGGGAGGCUGCAGGGCCGCCUGUGCUCCUCGCAGUGCGCGGAGGUUCGCGGCUUCUCCGACAAGGACAAGAAGAAGUAUUUCUACAAGUUCUUCGGGAACGAAAGGAGGGCCGAGAGCGCCUACCGCUUCGUGAAGGAGAACGAGACGCUGUUCGCGCUGUGCUUCGUGCCCUUCGUGUGCUGGAUCGUGUGCACCGUGCUGCACCAGCAGCUGGAGCUCGGCCGGGACCUGUCGCGCACGUCCAAGACCACCACGUCCGUGUACCUGCUUUUCGUCGCCAGCGUGCUGAGCUCGGCUCCCGCAGCCGACCGGCCCCGGGUGCAGGGCGACCUGCGCAAACUGUGCCGCCUGGCCCGCGAGGGCGUCCUCCAGCGCAGGGCGCAGUUUGCAGAGGAGGAACUGAAGCAACUGGAGCUUCGUGACUCCAAAGUCCAGACGCAGUUUUUUAGCAAGAAGGAGCGGCCGGGCGUGCUGGAGACGGAGGUCACCUACCAGUUCCUCGACCACAGCUUCCAGGAGUUCCUCGCCGCACUGUCUUACCUGCUGGAGGACGAGGGCGUGCCCGGGACCGCGGCCGGCGGCGUGGGGACACUCCUGCGUGGGGACGCCCAGCCGCAUAGCCACUUGGUGCUCACCACGCGCUUCCUCUUCGGACUGCUGAGCGCGGAGCGGAUGGGCGACAUCCAGCGCCACUUCGGCUGCAGGGCCUCGGAGCGCGUGAAGCAGGAGGCCCUGCGGUGGGUGCAGGAACAGGGCUGCCCUGGAGCGGCACCAGAGGUGACCAAGGAGGCCAAAGGGUUUGAGGACACGGAGGAGCCAGAGGAGGAGGAGGAGGAAGGAGAGGAGGGAGAAGAGCCCAACUACUCGCUAGAGCUGCUGUACUGCCUGUACGAGACGCAGGAGGACGCGUUUGUGCGCCAGGCCCUGAGCCGGCUCCCCGAGCUGGCGCUGCAGCGAGUGCGCUUCAGCCGCAUGGAUGUGGCUGUUCUGAGCUACUGCGUGAGGUGCUGCCCCCCUGGACAGGCACUGCGGCUGAUCAGCUGCAGACUGGUUGCUGCACAGGAGAAGAAGAAGAAGAGCCUGGGGAAGCGGCUGCAGGCCAGCCUGGGUGGCAGCAGUUCCCGAGCCACGGCAAAACAACUGCCAGCCUCCCUUCUCCAUCCACUGUUUCAGGCCAUGACUGACCCCCUGUGCCGUCUGAGCAGCCUCACGCUGUCCCACUGCAAACUCCCUGACGCAGUCUGCCGAGACCUCUCCGAGGCCCUGAGGGCAGCCCCCACGCUGACGGAGCUGAGCCUCCUCCACAGCCGGCUCAGUGAGGCCGGCCUGCGUAUGCUGAGUGAGGGCCUAGCCUGGCCCCAGUGCCAGGUGCAGACGUUCAGGGUGCAGCUGUCUGGUCCGCAGCGAGGGCUGCAGUACCUGGUGCCUAUGCUUCGAGAGAGCCCGGCCCUGACCACCCUGGAUCUCAGUGGUUGCCAGCUGCCCGCCCCCAUGGUGACCUACCUGUGUGCAGUCCUGCAGCACCCGGGAUGCAGCCUGCAGACCCUCAGCCUGGCCUCUGUGGAGCUGAGCGAGCAGUCACUACAGGAGCUUCGGGCUGUGAAGAGAGCAAAGCCCGAUCUGGUCAUCGCACACCCAGCCCUGGACGGCCACCCAGAACCUCCCGAGGAUCUCAGCUCAAUCUUCUGAGGCCCAGGUGGCCAGAGCAGGGCAGAAGACCCUAGUCUGAGCCCCUGUGGAGAGAACUGCAGGACCCUGCUCUCGCCUCUGGGAAACGUUCGAGCCCAGAGGCCCUGGACAGGCAUGUGGGAGGCCCAGACACGGCACCCUGUCCCGUCCAGGACCGGCCCG